CCUCUUUCCAGAACGAUUCUCAGGAGUCCGCAUAUUCUGCUGCCUGGUCUUAUCAAGCACAAGGCUGAAGAUGGGGUUUCCUCCUGAGUUUUAUUUAGUUGACACCGGGUUAUGUCAUAUUUGAUAAAGAAGCUGCCACCUGUCAGGUGCAUCAUGAUCAGGUGGUCUUGCUUAUUAUUGUGAUGGACAUUUUCAGAACGUAUUGACAGUUAAAAUAUAAUAUUGUUUUGAUUAAUUACUUAAUCAAAAAUAUAAUUGACAAAUUAAUCAAUAAUUACAAUAAUCAUUACUUUCAGCCUCAAAGUAAAUAACUUUGGGGGUUGUAAGAAACCUCAGGAAGAGCAACAGAUCUAAAUGGUAGCUGCACUGGAGUAGUUGGGCUUUACAUCCCUUGCUCAAGGCCUUCUCUGUGGGGGUAACUUCCACCACUGCCUGUAAUAUCUGCCCUUUUUCAUACAUUAUUUUCUCAGACUGAGAGACUGAAACAUGUCCUCACAUAUGCCGACAGAAUAUUCAACAAUCUCUCACAUUACUUACAAUCCCUGAUCCUUGAUGUUACAAGAGUAUACUCCGAUUGAAAUUGUUGUAAUUACCUUGAAUUUUUGGAAACUAAAUGUGUGUAGUCUCUAAUGUUUUGUAUGUUAAUCUGUUUUCUUUUGAAGGCAACGUUUGAAAAGUUCACUUAUUGUGAUUCAGUGUGUGUGGUCGAUAGACAGAAAGAGAGAGAAAGAUACUUUUUUACCCUCAUCUCAAGCCCUAUAGUCUGUAAGGUUCAUCUCAGGAUAUAAUAUAUUUAUAUUACAUUUGAUCUUAAUUAGGACAAUCCUAAAGUAGAGGUAGAAAGACACUGCCACUAUAGAGCGCUCCCUCUAUAUGUCUCCCUCUACACUGCCACUGUGUGACAGCACUGAAAGAAAAGUGUGUGUUUCAGCAUGUUGCAUUGACACAGACAGUCCUGCAUACCUAUGCAUAUCCUCAAUUCUAGAGCACACCAUUUACAAAAAAAUAGAAAAAAGAAAAGAAACAUGGACCACCCCCCCUUUUCCAAGGCCUUACAAACCCCACACAGACGCACACUCAGAUUUACAGGGUCACAUGCACUGCGACCCCUACGGUGUUUCAUUCAAGUGCAUCCCACGCAUGGAGGCUAAUUGCGGCAAAGCAUUUUGCUUUCAUCGACAGAAAAAACGAGGGGGCAACUUUUUGGUUGUAGUAUUGUCUGCGACUCUUUCUCUCUUUCCCCCUAAGUGAGCAACAGCUCUCCCUCUCGCUCUCUCUCUCUCUCUUUUUCCCCCUCCACACAUUUCUAUCUUUACCUCAGAAAGGUGGGCAGUAGAGCGGGUGUAUUUCCAGAAAAAAGGUAAGGCAUCACAUUUCAGGGUGUUUUUUGUGUGUAUCCUAGAGCAAGACAUUUUCACAUAUGAUGAUUGUGAUAGGCCAGAGGCUGACAGAAUCAGAUAAAACCUCAUUACAGCUAAACAACCACUGGUGUGACAUGUGGAUUGGGAAAAGGGAACAACAAACUGCAACAUCAUAGCUUUCUCUGUAGUUUUGCUUCACAUCGGUUCAACUAAUAGUGAUGGUUCCACUAAAGAAGAGGUAAAUACUGUAUGUUGGAUUACAAUUUUUUUGAGAAUGGUAUUUACAAAUCAGGGGUUUGUUUCAUAUUUUUGUGGUUGUCCUUAUUGUGAAAUGCCUUUUUGAUUGGUUGGAAUCAUAUGUGGUUUUCAAACUUGAAACUUAAUUGUCCAUUUAGAUCUACAACUACAAUUAAGUUUCAUUAUCACAACCCUUUUUGCUAAUGGAUCCUUUGCAAAGUGUUGGCAGAAUUUGAGUGAACAUAUUGAAAACUGAUCUUUUUAUGGACGUCGUCGUAUAUUUUUAGAGCCAUAUCUGGAACAUAUUUUAAUGUGUAAAGUGUUUAUUUCAGAAAUUAUACAUUCAACCUCUUAGGUUACAGGUUAAGACAGAAGUAUUUGUAUGUAUGUGCCAAAUGUCUUAGAUUUGACAGGAAGAACUGUAAAUGUUUCUUUGCAGUACAUUAAGAGCAAAAUAUACAAUACAAUAUCUGCAGUACUCUGGACUUACCUUCCACGAUUUUCCCCUACUACAUUGCAGUUGCUCUGCAGUGGCCCCGUUAUCUCUGCUCAAGAUGUACAGCUUCAUGGGAGGGGGUCUGUUCUGUGCUAUUGUUGGUAAUAUCCUGUUGGUGGUCUCCACUGCAACUGACUACUGGAUGCAGUACCGUCUGUCUGGAAACUAUGCCCACCAGGGUCUGUGGAGGUACUGCAUGUCCAACAAGUGCUACAUGCAGACUGACAGCAUAGCCUACUGGAAUGCCACCAGGGCCUUCAUGAUCCUCUCCGGGAUGUCGUGCUUUGCAGGCAUCAUCGCUGGCAUCAUGUCCUUCUCUCACUUCUCCUCCUUUGAAAGGUUCAACCGCUCCUUUGCAGCAGGAAUCAUGUUUUUUGUCUCCACUUUCUUUGUUCUUUUGGGUAUGGCCAUUUAUACUGGAGUGACAAUCAACUUCCUGGGGAGGCGCUACGGUGACUGGCGCUUCUCCUGGUCCUACAUACUGGGCUGGGUGGCCAUGCUCAUGAACUUCUUUGCAGGUAUUUUCUACAUAUGUGCCUACAGAAUGUGUGAAUGCAGGAGAGGAAAUGGCCCACGCUAGAGGGAGACAGACAGUUUGUUUAAAAAAGAAAGAAAGAACAAUGCCCUUCUGGAUUGAAUACACACAGAGGGCAGCAAUGAUUGAUCUACUGAGGAGAUGACGUUGGAUCCUGGAGGCCUUUGACUGUCUACUCAACAUGUUUAAAAAAAAUAAUAUUCUUGCAAUAUGGAUCUAUUAUUAGAUAUAGUCAUGACUAGUCUAAUGAUGAUUGCAAAGAGGAACUAAAUAAACGUAACCACAAGU
Molecule: messenger RNA, 2917 nt
Organism: Cyclopterus lumpus (lumpfish)
Lineage: Eukaryota; Metazoa; Chordata; Actinopteri; Perciformes; Cyclopteridae
Product: lens fiber membrane intrinsic protein-like
Exons: 5
Coding region: 2024-2674 (216 amino acids)
Cellular component (GO): plasma membrane
Molecular function (GO): structural constituent of eye lens
Source: RefSeq, a predicted model, not a curated record